AUGCGCUGGGUUUGUUCCUGCGCGCUGCUGCUGCUGAUGGUGCUGCUGGUGCUGCUGGAUAAUGCCGUGGCCGUGCCUGCGUGGGGGAAACCCACGGUGGCUAGUAUUCAGUUGCAUAAACCAUGUGUGCAGACACUGGCACCUGUGGACACGAGGUCUCAUCAAGGUCUGGCUCGACCCAAGCGCUAUGCCAUCAACCCACUGGGAUACAAGUGGGAGCAUUUUAACGUCACCUACAAGAUCACAAAGUUUCCCAACACACUGAAUAAAGACGAUACCCGCAAAGCUAUCAGCAUCGCCUUCACGAAAUGGAGUGAUUUUUCUCCUCUGACUUUCACUGAAAUCACCAACCCCAACAAAAGUGCUGACAUCACUAUAGGCUUCUACACGUACAAUCACACAGAUUGUUGGUGGUCUCCAUUGCACCCGUGUUUUGAUGGAAUGAACGGUGAGCUGGCCCACGCCUUCCUUCCCCCACGUGGAGAGAUUCACUUUGACAACCACGAAUUCUGGAUUCUGGGCAAAUCCCGCUUCAGCUGGAAACAAGGUGUGUGGCUGAAUGACCUGGUCCAGGUCGCUGCUCAUGAAAUCGGUCACGCUUUAGGCCUCUGGCAUUCACAGGACCCUAAUGCAUUAAUGCACCCUAAUGCAACGUGCACGGGUCAGAGGAACAUCGCUCAAGAUGAUAUCCGGGGCAUCCAGCGCCUUUAUGGAUGCAUGGAUAAGAAGCGUGUGUGUGAUCCUUGGGCCCGCUUGGGUUUCUGUGAGAGGAGGCGGAGCUUCAUGAAGAAAAACUGCCCGCAGCGCUGCGACCUGUGCUACGAGCCUCUGGAUGCAGUGUCUACACCGACACCUCCUCCUGAAAAUGUGAAGAUCAAAAUUGUGCCUCGUGGAAAAGUUGUGGGCUUCCGCUGUGGGACAAAAAAUACCAGAGUGCCUCCAAAAGUCAGCUGGUAUAAGGACGGUGAGCAGUUGCUGACAUCCAUUCCUGGCUAUAUUGUAAUUAAAGAUCGGGACCUGCGGCUCGUGGCCAAUGAAUUUAAUGAAGGCACUUACACCUGCCGCAUCCAUCGGCGCGGUAACGUCGUCUCUGCCAACUCGUGGGCCAUCCGGCUGAAGCCAGAGCAGUCCUCCAACAACAGCUGA
Molecule: messenger RNA, 1146 nt
Organism: Sinocyclocheilus rhinocerous
Lineage: Eukaryota; Metazoa; Chordata; Actinopteri; Cypriniformes; Cyprinidae
Product: matrix metalloproteinase-23-like
Exons: 8
Coding region: 1-1146 (381 amino acids)
Biological process (GO): collagen catabolic process; extracellular matrix organization; proteolysis
Cellular component (GO): extracellular matrix
Molecular function (GO): metalloendopeptidase activity; zinc ion binding
Source: RefSeq, a predicted model, not a curated record